This is a messenger RNA of Homarus americanus (American lobster), 1227 nucleotides long. RefSeq names its product digestive cysteine proteinase 1-like. Lineage: Eukaryota; Metazoa; Arthropoda; Malacostraca; Decapoda; Nephropidae. The transcript has 7 exons. The record is from RefSeq and is a predicted model, not a curated record. Gene Ontology annotation, biological process: immune response. Gene Ontology annotation, molecular function: cysteine-type endopeptidase activity. Gene Ontology annotation, cellular component: lysosome. The coding region runs from base 78 to 1046 and encodes 322 amino acids.
CACGGACUAUACCUGUAUAUAUACUCUCUGUAACACCAUCCCAACUCACACUCGAGUAGCACCCCUGGUCUUAUAAGAUGAAGGUCGUAGCAUUGUUCCUCUUCGGCUUGGCCUUGGCCGCCGCCAACCCCUCCUGGGAAGAAUUCAAGGGUAAGUUUGGCAGGAAGUACGUGGAUUUAGAGGAGGAGCGCUACCGCCUCAACGUCUUCUUGGAUAACCUUCAGUACAUCGAGGAGUUCAACAAGAAGUAUGAGAGGGGCGAGGUCACCUACAACCUGGCUAUCAACCAGUUCAGUGACAUGACCAAUGAGGAAUUCAAUGCUGUGAUGAAGGGGUACAAGAAGGGCCCUCGGCCAGCAGCCGUGUUCACCUCUACUGACGCAGCCCCUGAGUCUACGGAAGUGGAUUGGCGCACCCAGGGUGCCGUAACCCCUGUCAAGGACCAGGGACAGUGUGGCUCCUGCUGGGCUUUCUCUACGACCGGCGGCAUUGAGGGUCAGCACUUCCUCAAGACAGGCAGCCUGGUUAGCCUCUCUGAGCAGCAGCUCGUCGACUGCGCUGGCGGCAGUUACUAUAACCAGGGAUGUAAUGGUGGCUGGGUGGAACGAGCCAUUAUGUACGUGAGGGACAAUGGUGGCGUUGACACAGAGUCUUCCUACCCUUACGAAGCUAGGGAUAACACCUGCCGCUUCAACUCAAACUCCAUCGGAGCCACAUGCACUGGCUAUGUGGGCAUCGCCCAGGGCAGCGAGAGCGCUCUGAAGACAGCCACCAGGGAAAUCGGUCCCAUCUCUGUUGCCAUCGAUGCCUCCCACAGGAGCUUCCAGUCCUACUACACCGGUGUCUACUAUGAGCCCUCUUGCUCAUCAUCCCAGCUUGACCACGCUGUUCUGGUAGUUGGCUACGGCUCGGAAGGCGGCCAAGACUUCUGGCUCGUCAAGAACUCUUGGGCCACCAGCUGGGGUGAGAGUGGGUACAUCAAGAUGGCUCGCAACAGGAACAACAACUGCGGUAUCGCCACCGAUGCUUGCUACCCAACCGUCUAGAUGUCAUGGCACUGCAGACCACUAUACCAGAGCGAAUGGUGGCUGCUGGAGCUGCUCCGUGACAUGAGACGCCUAACAUGAACAGUCUACAAGGACACCUAUUACAUCUUAUUGGUGUUAAUGUAUUGAGAUGCAGUAAUACAGUAUUGAUACACUCAAACAAUAAAGACUGUUCACAGAA